Daucus carota subsp. sativus is the source of this 2028-nucleotide messenger RNA. Its product is annotated as G-type lectin S-receptor-like serine/threonine-protein kinase At2g19130. Gene Ontology annotation, molecular function: protein kinase activity; ATP binding. Lineage: Eukaryota; Viridiplantae; Streptophyta; Magnoliopsida; Apiales; Apiaceae. Gene Ontology annotation, biological process: protein phosphorylation; recognition of pollen. The record is from RefSeq and is a predicted model, not a curated record. The transcript has a single exon. The coding region runs from base 148 to 1923 and encodes 591 amino acids.
UGGAAGAAUUCAGAAGAUCCUGCUCCUGGAUUGUAUACAUUGGAAGUUGACCCAAUUAACAAUCAAGGUGUGAUUAUGUGGAACAGGUCUAAGCUGAUAUAGUAUAGUGGAUAUUGGGAUGGGCAGAUAUGGAGUAGAGUACCUGAGAUGUACCCAAAUUCUUAUGCCUUGUUUAAUUUUAGCUAUGUUUCCAACAAAAAUGAGACUUCUUUCUCAUAUUCUUCUAUACGUACUCUCUCGUUCAUAUCUAGACUUGUCAUAGACAAUUCCGGGCAAAUCAAACUACUCUCAUGGUUAGACAAAACCAAUAAGUGGAGUUUCAUUUGGUCUGAGCCGAAACAACAAUGUGAAGUCAGUAAUGUUUGUGGGGCGUAUGGCAUUUGUAAUCAACUCUCUUUACCUUUCUGUAACUGCCUGCCUGCUUUCAGGAGUAGGUUUGAGAGAAGUUGGAAUUUGGGAGAUUACUCUGGAGGUUGUGUCCGGGAUAUCGAGUUGGAUUGUGGUAAAACAAACACAUCCAAUGGUGGAAAAGACAUGUUUGGCAAGUAUUCUUACGUUAAGUUGCCCAACAAUUCUCAAUCUGUGCCGUUUGUUAGCAGUGCAAAAGGGUGUAAAUCCAUCUGUCGGAGCAGCUGUUCUUGCAGUGCUUAUGCUUACCACGACAGUGCCUGUUUUACUUGGAGCGGAGCCCUCUUUAAUAUGCAACAACUAUCAAAAGACAAUGCUGAUGGGAAGGUAAUCUAUAUUAGACUCAGUUCUUUGGAGUUCUCUCAAAAAAGUAGGAGGGUUGUUUAUGGCGUUGCUGGAGGCUCAUCUAUGGUUGUGUUAACAAUCCUUGUAGGAUUUAUUUUGGCCCGAAAAUUUAAAAGAGGGUCAGAGAGGGCUGUAGAAGGCACAUUGGUGGCAUUUGGUUACAAGGAUAUACUAAGUGCCACAAAGAAUUUCUCAGAAAGGUUGGGUGGAGGAGGCUUUGGAUCUGUUUUUAAGGGAACAAUGCCUGAUUCUACUGUCAUAGCGGUGAAGAAGUUGGAAGGCCUCAGCCAAGGAGAAAAGCAAUUCCGAAAUGAAGUCAGCACCAUAGGAAACAUUCAGCAUGUAAAUCUUGUGCAUCUUCGUGGUUUCUGUUCUCAAGGUAAUGAGAAACUGUUAGUAUAUGAGUACAUGUCCAAGGGCUCAUUAGAUUCUCAUAUUUUCAAAGCAGAUACAAGUUCAAGCAUACUGUCCUGGAAAACAAGGUAUGAAAUUGCUUUGGGGAUCGCGAAAGGGUUGGUUUAUCUUCAUGAGAAAUGCGUAGACUGCAUCAUACAUUGUGAUGUAAAACCUGAAAACAUACUUCUAAACGACGACAUGUGUCCCAAAAUUGCAGAUUUCGGUCUGGCAAAGCUGGUUGGGCGUGAUUUCAGUAGGGUUUUGACAACCAUGAGAGGGACCAGAGGAUAUCUUGCACCAGAAUGGAUAUCAGGAGCCGCGAUAACAACCAAAGCAGAUGUCUAUAGUUAUGGAAUGAUGCUGUUUGAGUUUGUCUCGGGGAGGCGCAAUAUGGAGCAAACCAGAGAUGGGAUAGUUAAUUUCUUUCCUGCAAGAGCUGCUAAUGUGACAGUAGAUGGAGGCGAAAUCCUUAACAUACUGGACCCCAAUUUGAAUUUUAUUGCUGAUGUAGAAGAAGUAACAAAGAUAUGUAGAGUAGCUUGUUGGUGCAUCCAAGAUGAUGAGAAUUUAAGGCCAUCAAUGAGUCAGAUAGUUCAAAUUCUUGAAGGAGUUUUGGAGGUGAAUCUGCCUCCAGAUCCACGAAGUUUUCAACUCUUUUUGGACAUGAAGAAUGAGGAAGAUAUUGUUUUCUUUACGGGCAAGUUACCCUCCCUAGGUGUGCUAAUACAGAGUGAUCCUUCAUGGACCUCCUCUCUGUCCAUGAACAGAGGCUAGGGAGACGAUCCGCAUUGCAUGGAUUGUUGUACUCAAUUCACUAUGAUUUCAUUGUAAGAGAGUGUCCAAGAGUAUUUCAUUAUAUAAAAUUUGAAAAAGGUCUGU